This is a messenger RNA of Leptopilina boulardi, 907 nucleotides long. RefSeq names its product small nuclear ribonucleoprotein Sm D3 (gene SmD3). The coding region runs from base 180 to 608 and encodes 142 amino acids. Gene Ontology annotation, molecular function: RNA binding. Gene Ontology annotation, cellular component: catalytic step 2 spliceosome; commitment complex; U4 snRNP. Lineage: Eukaryota; Metazoa; Arthropoda; Insecta; Hymenoptera; Figitidae. The transcript has 2 exons. Gene Ontology annotation, biological process: spliceosomal snRNP assembly; RNA processing. The record is from RefSeq and is a predicted model, not a curated record.
AAAAUGGUGACUUUGCUAUAGCAUUUAUUUAAUUGUUCCAUGACGCGUGUGUUGUGUUACAAUUUAUAAACUAUUUUUUCUAUUUAUUUUCAUACAAAAAAAAAUCUAAAUAACACAAUUUUUUUGUGAAUUUGAUUUCUAGUUUUUUGUGUAAUUGUUUUCUUUUUUUGGGGUGCAAAAUGUCAAUUGGAGUGCCAAUAAAAGUUCUUCACGAAGCCGAGGGCCAUAUCGUGACAUGCGAGACAAACACCGGCGAGGUUUAUCGUGGUAAAUUAAUUGAAGCCGAGGACAAUAUGAAUUGUCAAAUGCAAAAUAUCACCGUCACAUAUCGUGAUGGUCGUACGGCACAACUUGAAAAUGUUUAUAUUCGCGGUUCAAAAAUGCGUUUUCUAAUAUUACCUGACAUGUUGAAAAAUGCUCCAAUGUUUAAAAGACCUGGUGGUAAGGGCUCGGGGACAGCAGGACGUGGAAAAUCUGCUAUUUUACGUGCUCAAGCGAGAGGAAGAGGUCGGGGUCAAAGUCAAAGAGGCAGAGGAACCGGAACUGCUCCUUGGUUGAAUCAACAAAAUCAAACGGGAGCUCCACAACCCGGAAGGGGAAGAGGAUAAAUGAUAUUUAGCUUGCAGUACUACAAGGGAACUUAUCGACUUUUUACCAGAAUACAAUUAUUGUAUUUUUCUUUUCUUUAAUUAACAAAACUCGAUGAAUUUUUUGUUUGAUGCUGUGCAUGAUGGCGAAAAAUUAGGAAAAAAACACCUUAAUUAUUGUAUUCAAAGUAUUAUUAUAUGAAUUUUAGUUUAUUUUGUAAUUAGAAAUUCCUUGUUUUCUUUGUAUACUUCAAAAUGUGAAAGAGGAAAAACACUACUUUUUUAAGGCCAAAGUAAUAAAAGAAAUACAUUUAUAAAAA